AAACCAAGAAGACGUGAAGGAUCUUUAAAGAACAUAGAAGAAGAAGAGCUUUGGAACACAAAAUCACAGAGUCCAAAACACAACAACAAAAAAAUGUAUCUCGCCGCUGUUGCUUCCUCACGACAGAGCUUUUCAUCGGAUACGUUCGGUUUCCGACACAGUUUCAAACCUAGAUCCAAUAUUAAUCUCACUCGUCCCAACUCAAUCUGUUGUAAGUCUCCACACCACGACGAAGACGAAACUGGUUCUUCCCGGAAAAAUGAGAAUCAGCUGGCGAAAUUGGCAAUCGCGACGCUAGCGGUUGGCGUUUUGGCUUUGGGAAACGUAGGGGAUGCGUUUGCGGCCAAGAGUGGUGGAAGAGUCGGCGGUCAGGCGUUUCGGUCUUCAGCUCCUCGCCCUCCUCCUAGAAUUAACAACCGAUCAAGGACAAACAUCUACGUGAAUCCUCAGGUUGCACCACCUUUGGUCGGUGGCUAUGGAUAUGGUUACGGCGGUUACGGAUGGUCACCGUUUUCCUUUUUUGCCCCUGGUCCUGCGGUAGCAGUUGGUGCUGGUGGUGGCGGCUUCGACCUCCUACUUCUCUUCAUGUUUUUUGGAGCCGCUUCAGCCGUGGCUAGAAACUUUUUCCGAUCAAGAAAUGAUGAAGAUGACGGAGAUGACUAUUAGGGGAGCGAAAAAACAAAUUAAAAGAGAGAGGGUUAUGUAAUAUGCUGAAAUAACAUAGUGAAAUAUACGAUUUUGUGUAUAAAAACUUAUGAUGGACGAAGACGGUUUAUAAAGUUUUAGAUUAGUAAUUAAUUUAGACGACCAA
Molecule: messenger RNA, 811 nt
Organism: Camelina sativa (false flax)
Lineage: Eukaryota; Viridiplantae; Streptophyta; Magnoliopsida; Brassicales; Brassicaceae
Source: RefSeq, a predicted model, not a curated record